UCAGAAAAGAGAGCUGAAUAUGCCUUGGAUCUGAUACAUGUUUUUCUUGAAUGGGAUGUAAACAUGAAUAGAGUUACAAGUCAGUGCUAGGAUUGCAGAAAAUGUAUACAACUCUGGGACUACGUGAAAACUCCCAUGAACAGAAACUCACCCUGAGUGUUUUGAAAUCAGCUCAAAAAUUAACUCUGGCAUAAGUUAUUCCUGUGUGGCCCUUGUGAAGGACACCAUGAUGGAUAACAAACUGCCCGAAGCCUGCAAACAUACAAAAACGGUGGCCCAUGAAGAGAUCCAUAGUGACUCUCAGACCGCUGGAACCAAAGCUGGUCAGAUUCACUCAACAGUACUGAGUUGCUCAACAGUGGUGGUGGAUUUAAGCCCUGGAUCAAGUGAAGGACCCACACGUAGAGAACGCUUUAAAUCAGACUUGCAACAAGCCAGCCAAGAAAUCACAAUACUGGUUACCAAUCAUGAGUCGCCAGAGACAGAAAUGGAGGAAGCUGAGUGGAGUGGAGAAAGUGACACCAAUCCUGAGUGUAUGAGGCCAAGUGAGGAGGACAGUUUUGAUGUAUCCAAGGUGGUGGCAGACUUGAUAGAGCUCAGCCAAAUGCAACAGACCUGUUUGAUUAGCAAUAGUUCAGCAGAGCAAAGCACCAGUUCAGGUGGGCAGAACUUACCCAAGACUGAGGAAUGCAAAGAAAGCCACAAAGAAGAAACACAACCUGAAAGUCAACAGGAAACUGCAAACUCUGGAGCCAGCAAAUCCCAAUCUGCAGAGGGAGUCAUUUCAUCAGAUUCAAAGGAUCCUAGGAGGUCGGAAAAGACAGUGAGCAAUGUGGCACUAAAACAAGUAAAAUCCUUGGAGACUAGAAACUCAGAGGAGGGCAUAUUACCCAGGCAACAACAGCACAUACAGACACAGGUCAGUCUGGAGGUUGUAUACCACUCAGCAGCCACCAGCCCUAUGACCCCUCCCGAAGGUUCCACUGCUUUCUUCUUCCCCUUCUGUCUUAACAAGCUGGGCAAAAGUGAAGGGAGUGAAUCAGUUCCACUGGUAACAAAGGAUGCUGAGCUCCAGGUUGGCAUGCAAGUGGAGUACCGAUCAGUUGCCACAGCUCCCAUGACACCCAUAUCAACAAAUGCACCCGAAUUGCCAGUAGAGACUCGCUCAGUUGCCACAGCUCCAAUGACACCUGUGGUAACAAAUGCACCAAAGCUACUGGUAGAAACUCGUUCAAUUGCCACUGCUCCCAUGACACCCAUUACUACAAUCGCACCUGAACUACAGGUAGAGACUCGUUCAGUUGCCACAGCUCCCAUGACACCCAUUACUACAAUCGCACCUGAACUACAGGUAGAGACUCGUUCAGUUGCCACAGCUCCCAUGACCCCCAUUGCAACACAUGCACCUGAACUACAGGUGGAGACUCGCUCAGUUGCCACAGCUCCCAUGACACCCAUUACAACACAUGCACCUGAACUACAGAUAGAGACUCGCUCAGUUGCCACAGCUCCCAUGACACCUAUGGCAACAACUGCACCUGAACUACUAGUAGAGACUCGAUCAGUUGCUACAGCUCCCAUGACACCCAUAGCAAAAACUGCACCUGAACUACAGGUAGAAACACAAACAGUUGCUACAGCUCCUAUGACAUCCAUUGCAACAGUCGCACCUGAGCUACAACUAGGGACUCGCUCAUUUGCCACAGAUCCCAUGACACCAAUAGUAACAACUGCACCUGAGCUACAACUGGGGACUCGCUCAUUUGCCACAGAUCCCAUGACACCAAUAGUAACAACUGCACCUGAGCUACAACUGGGGACUCGCUCAUUUGCCACAGAUCCCAUGACACCAACAGUAACAACUGCACCUGAGCUACAACUGGGGACUCGCUCAUUUGCCACAGAUCCCAUGACACCAAUAGUAACAACUGCACCUGAGCUACAACUGGGGACUCGCUCAUUUGCCACAGAUCCCAUGACACCAAUAGUAACAACUGCACCUGAGCUACAACUAGGGACUCGCUCAUUUGCCACAGAUCCCAUGACACCAAUAGUAACAACUGCACCUGAGCUACAACUAGGGACUCGCUCAUUUGCCACAGAUCCCAUGACACCAAUAGUAACAACAGCACCUGAGCUACAACUAGGGACUCGCUCAGUUGCCACAGCUCCCAUGACACCAAUAGUAACAACUGCACCUGAGCUAAGGGUAGAGACUCGUUCAGUUGCCACAGCUCCCAUGACCCCUGUUUCAACAACUGCACCUGAAUUAAAGAUUGAGACUCGCUCAGUUGCAACAGCUCCCAUGACACCCAUUGCAACAACAGCACCCGAACUACAGGUAGAGACUCGUUCUGUUGCCACAGCUCCCAUGACACCCAUAGCAACAAGGGCACCUGAUCUACGGGUAGAAACUCGUUCAAUUGCUACAGCUCCCAUGACACCCAUAGCAACAAGAGCACCUGAGCUAAGGGUAGAAACUCGUUCAAUUGCCACAGCUCCCAUGACACCCAUAGCAACAAGGGCACCUGAGCUACAAGUAGAAACUUGUUCAAUUGCUACAGCUCCCAUGACACCCAUAGCAACAAGGGCACCUGAGCUACGGGUAGAAACUCGUUCAAUUGCUACAGCUCCCAUGACACCCAUAGCAACAAGAGCACCUGAGCUAAGGGUAGAAACUCGUUCAAUUGCCACAGCUCCCAUGACACCCAUCAUAACAAGGGCACCUGAGCUACGCAUAGAAACCCAUUCAAUUGCUACAGGUCCCAUGAAUCCAAUCAUCUUAAGCUCACCUGAGCUGAUCCCAGAGCCAGAGCCAAGAGUCAUGUCAGUUUCAGAGAAACCACUUGAGCCAGUACAGGAAGUGUGCUGGGAUGAGAAAGGUAUGACAUGGGACGUCUAUGGUGCCGUGGUUGAGGUAUCGGUCCUGGGCUCGGCUAUCCAAAAGCAUCUGGAGAAACAGGUUCUGAAGAAGCACAUUAAACCACCUGAUGCGACGUCUAACCAAACUUUGCCUCCAAACACCACAGACACUUCUACUCCCCUCCCUUCCAGCCCACCUGCAUUGUCAGCAUCUAGUCGGUGCAGCUCAGCAAAAGGUAGCAGGAAAAAGGAUGAGAGGAAAGUUACAAGAGGCAGACAAAGGAGGAAUUCUUUUCACUCAUUCUUCAGGAACUUCCGAAGGCCGAACUGCUGCUCCCGGGCACACUCAGAGUAG
Messenger RNA from Ictalurus furcatus (blue catfish), 3217 nucleotides. RefSeq names its product calphotin (gene gprin1). Gene Ontology annotation, biological process: neuron projection development. The record is from RefSeq and is a predicted model, not a curated record. Gene Ontology annotation, cellular component: plasma membrane. Lineage: Eukaryota; Metazoa; Chordata; Actinopteri; Siluriformes; Ictaluridae. Bases 227 to 3217 code for a protein of 996 amino acids. The transcript has 2 exons.